Molecule: messenger RNA, 750 nt
Organism: Rhodotorula toruloides NP11
Lineage: Eukaryota; Fungi; Basidiomycota; Microbotryomycetes; Sporidiobolales; Sporidiobolaceae
Exons: 4
Coding region: 1-750 (249 amino acids)
Source: RefSeq, a predicted model, not a curated record
AUGCUCAAGAAGACUCUCGCUGCCAUUGACCUGACCCUCUGCCGCCCGACUCUUCGCUCACACCCUCGGCUCUUCCACACCACGCCCGACAAUUGCGCACGUCGGCCCGCACUCCUCCCGCCCAAACCACCCGCGGAUGAAGGCGAAUCCCAGUAUCUCAGAGCGCCUCGCAACCUGCAAGAGGUCUUUGUCCCAGACGACUGGCGCACCCCUCCUCCUCCUCCUCAUCCGAAACUUCCCCUCAACACCGAUGUCACGCUCCACCCUCUCAUUGGGACAGAAGUAGACCUCACUAAAGGUCUGAGCAGGGAAUUCGUGGCGCGUAGUUGGGCUGAGGGAGACAACUUCCAAUUGUCUACCCCAUACAUGAGGAACCCCAAGGAUAUAACAGUGUGGCAGGUGUACAAGGCACAACCCCUCAUCCACGCCGAUGCAGAGGAGGAGAUACGACAGAUGCUCAGCCGUCUCAAGGUGGGCCGCAUCAAGAUCACCAACCGGACAUUGCUUUUCAACAACGAUUGGUGGCUCAAGUUUUAUACGGCGCAGGUCAGGAGCGAUGGGUCGAACUUGCUCAAGGCAAUAUGGCUCGAUUCGUCCUCCAUCCUUCCUGUGGAACAAGCUUUGACCGCCGCCAACAACCCGCCCCUUCCAUCCUUCUUCUCGUUGCUCUUACCUUACCACUACGCCCUCCUUGCCGUCUCGCCCGGAGUCUGCGGUACCGACGACUUUGGGAAGGUCAACCCUGCUUGA